UACAGGUCAGCUUGCACAGGCUCUCUCUCCCACUUCUCGCUGAACCCGGACGUCCCUCCUAUAUAAGACCUCGGCUGGUCACGACACUUGUAACCUUUUGACGGCAGAUUGAAUAUCCGGGCAAUUGUAGUUUUUAAAUAGUUAGUGUAGUCCUUUAUCAAAAACAACAAUCCAGGCUCAACAAAAACUUAAACUCUAGAUAGUUCAAGAAACUCCGUUCUUGGUAAUAGCAUUAUUAAACGACUGUAGGGCUUUACAAGCAGGGUUCGACAUGAUAUUGUAGAGUAAUCUUCUAGCCGGCUACUACGAGGUUGCCACUGAGCUAGCUGGUUAGCACCGCAGAGCCGCUUGUUGUUGCUAAGCGACUUGUAUCCAAAGAGCCAUUUAGCAUCUGGAGUACAGUUUGUGAGUUACUUUAGCUUAAAUACUCGUUAGGAAGCUAGACAGAAAAUAAACUUCUGCGGUCAGAUGAAUCGAAGAGCGACUAAUUGCGUUCACAUUUUCACAUGAUGCUAAAUGCGUUUUAAAAUGAGUUUUCAGUGGAAAGCAGGUUGUUAAGUUUGGAUAAUGCUAAACAGCCGGAGCGAACAGCGACUGCUAUUCACGUGUCAUCAUAAGCAAACAACGAUGGCCAGCUAGUGAUAAAUGUUUGCAGUCAAAGGCGUGUUUUAGGUUUUGUGGUUCCGUUAUUAAUGCUAAUUUCAACAAGCUAGGAAGCUGAGCAGCCUUGGAGAGAGCUUGAAAACGUUUGCAGUUACCGUCACUGAAAUAGUCAAGACUCGGGUUACACUCCUCCGUCAGAUGGCGUUCUGCCUGGCUGAGCUGCACUUGUGGUCCACCAAGAGCUCACUCCAAGUCAAAGAUACAGAUAUUGGCACCUAUCAGUACUACGAUAAAGGAGAGCCAGCCGGUCCCCUCAAGCAUCACUAUUACAAUGAGAAACUGCAUUUCUGUGAAGCUCGAGGCUAUUCGUGGACCCCCAGGAACCGCCGACCAGAGAAGCUACGCGAUUCGCUGAAGGAGUUGGAGGAACUGUUGCUGACCAACACCUGCGUUCACACCAGAUGGAGGAAAAAGCAUUGCUGCCAGGUAAUAAUGAGCAAUGGAGCACUGGUGACUCUGAUCCUAAAUGGACCUCAGCUCGAACAAGUGUGUAUAGACCGCAUAUUGGUGGGCAGACUACCAGCCAACACUGUGACUGAUGCGGUGCUGAGCGACAGGCUGAUUCUGCUGUCCUUCCUGGAGCAGAGCAAAGUGGCCGCAGUCUACCUCAACCAAAAGCACCAGGACUCCCCAGGGACUGGCAGGCGCACAGACAAACUCUCACCCUCUGAAAUCAAGAUGGUGUGUGUGGACUUAGGUGGGCGGGGCCGUAGGCUUCACAGGCAUGUGGGUCUCAACCGUCUCCAGGAUGUGGCGGUCUGCUGGUGGAACCUGGACGAGCCUGGUGAGGAGCUGUGGCCCUGGACUCCCACAGACACACACAGGAACAACCUGGUCCUGCUCAGCUGCUCGCCUACUGAAGGCCUCAAGGUCCUCAGCUCUGUCCGGACAGAAGCCAGUCCCAUGGACUGCCGCUUCAGCCUGCUCCAGCCCUACCAGCUGCUAACAGUAGAGCUACCUGCAGGACCACGAGGAUUUGGAGAGGGGUUGUGGACAGACACCUGUGUGUAUGAAUGUGCACGCGAGCGCCUGCACCGCCUGUCCGUCAUCCGCAUCCCACUACCAUCCCAGCCUGUCUCCUGCUCUCGUCACCCCCAUGAGACCACAGUUCUCCUGGGCUUAAGUGACUCCUCUCUGGUCCUGUAUGACCAACGACGGGGGAUCUCUCUCCUGGCCUCCUGCCCAGUGCUUCCCACCCUCCUCGCCUGGCACCCUGCUGGGGCUAUGGUCAUGGUAGGGGGAGGGCAGGGGGAGCUGAUGUGCUUUGAUGUGGGCUUGGCACCUUUCAGAAUGGCACUAGUGGCAGAGGAGGUGGCUUCAGCUGCCACGCUAAGACUAGCUCAGCACCUGCGCUGCUGUGGAGGCCUUGUGGGACUGCAUUGGGGGACAAGCCUGGAAGGAGGCCCGGAGGGGGCAGAUAUCCUGAUGUUGGCCUUUCAUGGGGGGCCACUUGCAGCCUUGAGAUUCAGACUAGGGGUGCUGACUGGGGGCCAGAUGGGUCCUGGGGAGCUGCUGCAGCAGCGACUGCGUUGUGGCCAGGUCAGAGAGGCACUGGGCAUCCUGGAGGCCAUGGACUGGAGCAUCAUGGGAGAUGAGUGCUACCGAUGCCUGAGCUCGGUCACCAACCACCUGCUGAGGCUGGAGCUGAACGCAGAGCGAGAAGCCCAACUAGAAGCAGCUCUGGGUGUGUUUUAUGCCCCACCUGCUCCUCUCCCUGAUAUGGUGAUACUUGAGUACAGGGAACCAAUCAGCAAGUAUGCCCGCCGCUUUUUUCACCACCUCCUCAGACAUCAACGCUUCGAGAAGGCCUUCCUCCUCGCUGUAGAUUUAGAAGCCAGAGAUUUAUUCAUGGACCUCCAUUAUGUUGCCAGCGAUAAGGGCGAGGUGGUGCUAGCGGAUGUGGCCAAGAGGAAAGCUAAUGAAAUGGAAGCCCAGGCCGUCGCAGGCAGCGAGGUUCCUCCAGGAGGCAGAAAUGGUGUGUUGUGUGGUUCUAACGUCAGGGACACACAGACUGAGAGGAACCAGAGUACAGCAGGACCUUCGUACUCAGGCGCUCCCACAACGCACGCUGAUGGAAGAGCCAAUCAGAGGAGACCACAGGAAGAGAUCCUACGUGUGGCCGUGAGCCCAGACGCGUUCAGGACACUGAGACAAACAGGAAGCAGCGAUGUUGACGGAGACAACAGGACUGAGGAUGAAGACCCCGAGAUGCUUCACGUCGUCCAUUUAGGAAUGGUUUGAAAACAAAGAUAGGAUAAGAGCUUUUUAUGAACCCCAGCUGGGAGAGAAACAAAAACAUCUCACCAAUAACAGGCUCUCUUUGUCUACAAUAUUAUAAGUAGACUCUUACCUGUGAUAUUACCUGGACAGGGACUCAAGUGCUUAUCAUAGAUGACCGAUAAAAAUGGACUAAUACAUAAGUAUUAUAUGUAAAUGUAUUAAUUUUGUUGUACCAGUUGUACAUUUUAAACUGAGAGACAGCAGAACUAAAAGCCUUUAUUAUUAUUAUUAUUUUUUUUUAGACCUGUCAUAGUUUAUCUGUGAAAUUUCAGCCAAGUCUGAAACACUGAGCAGCUCUAUGGGUGUGAUUUCAGGUUAUUUUCUGUCGUAGUGAAUUCUAAACUAAAUUAACCUUGAAAGAAAACAGUUACACCGGGUUCUGCCUUUAAAAACAUGACAGAAAGUGUUUUAAACCUUGCCAUUAAUCAGCCUGAAAAAAUAAAGACUUCUAUUAUACUUCCAUCACUGCUGAUAUUGAACGUUCCAGGCUUCCUCUGCGUGUGUGUGUGUGUGUGUUGGCCGAGAUUACGGGCCACAGUUUUAUUCAUGAAUAGGAGCCAACCAGCGUCUUUAAAGCAUCGCGCGGAGCCCCUUUCCUGAACAGCAGCCAUAGCCGUGUCAGAGCUGUCGACGCGCUGCGCUCACCGACUAAUCUGACAGCGCCGCGCGAGCCCUAAUCCCUCACUGUAUCGUAAUCUAUUUACUUUGCAUUCUAAGAGGAUUUCCACCAAAAAAUAUACAAGAAGCGAUGUUGGAAAUGGACAGAAGAUCAGCGAGGAUGCUUUUCUGCUCCUUUUUUUUGUUUUGUUAGCUUUAAAAAAAAUCAUUGUAUGUUUUUUGGGGAGUCAAUCCCCUGCAAGAGGGAUGGGUGAAAGGAAUUACAUUUCUGACUGAUACUAAUACUUCUCUUAUGUAAACAUCAAAAUGUUAUAUUUCCCCUCUGAUGAUACAGUCACACUGCAGAGACUGCUGGAGAUAAGUGGCAUCUGUCGAUGCCUUUAGUGCAUCUCUUGACACGUUUAUAAUUUACAAACCAAGGCUGCAUUAUCUCCCGAUUGUUUGACUUGACAGCUUGAAUAAAAGCUGCAAAAUUGCUUAACAGGCGAGCACAAGUUCCUCCCGUGUCUCCGAUGCCCUACACAGUAGCCUUUUUGACAUGCAAACAGUGACAUCUCCUCUUUCAUAAUACAGAAAACAAAGUAUGAGACCAAAUGCUCUCCUCAGUUACCCUUUAAGCAAUUAUGUCAGCUUUGUAAAAUCAUAAAUAGUUAUGCUUCAUUUAAAAUGUGGCCAGCAGCUUUAUUGUAAAACACCACCUCGUGCUCAAAUCUCUGCCAUCCGAGAUGACUCGCAGAGAUAGGCUUAUUAGUGGUAUUAACAUACUGCGCAGCAUGCUGGAGCUGUGAAACGGCCUUGUUAACAUUUGGAAAUGAAUCAAGCCUCCGGCACUUGCUAUUAUCCAGGUUAUCUGCUUUUUUUCCCCCCCUCUCCUCUGUGCAACAGCUGCGCGGUGUUUCUGCGGAGGCCUGAUCACAUCUAAUGACGGCUCUGAUUGGACUGAUGCUGUUUCCCCUCAGGGGCACCUUGUAUGUUUUAUAGGUUUGUUUCACUGAUCUCCACAAGCCAGAUACCCAAAAUAUUAAAAAUAUGUCUGCAAUAUGUUGUCUAUUAAAGAUAUCAAGGAGGCAUAAUUACUUUCAACUGAGGCUAAUUGGAAUCCUCUUAUUCUCAGGAAAAAUGAUGGAAUAGUGUUGUCGGUUCUCAAGUCAGUGAGUAAGAUGUAAAGAUCAUACCACACAUUUUUUAUAGAGAAAAGUACUUAAUUAUGGUGCAGUUUAUCUGUUUUUGCUUCCUGAAAAAGCCUCUGACAAGUCAACGUUACGCUCUGUGAUUAAGCGGCCUCAGACUGAUGUCGGAGAGAAACAUCAGGCUUCUGCUCAGGCUUAAAAUAAAUGUUAAACUCGUGGCCAACUUCUCGUCAAACAUCCUCAACACCAGGAGACCUGGAACGUGAAGUUUUACAGCUGAAGCUCAGUGGGCUUUCAUGUGCUCACGUCUGUGAUGUUUAGCUUUUUCCACCCUUUAACUGACCCAAAACCUGUACACUUCUUAAAUUCAUUUUUGGCA
Scatophagus argus is the source of this 5070-nucleotide messenger RNA. Its product is annotated as WD repeat containing planar cell polarity effector. Lineage: Eukaryota; Metazoa; Chordata; Actinopteri; Scatophagidae. The record is from RefSeq and is a predicted model, not a curated record. Gene Ontology annotation, cellular component: axonemal basal plate. The transcript is spliced from 18 exons. Gene Ontology annotation, molecular function: protein binding. Gene Ontology annotation, biological process: establishment of protein localization; nervous system development; cilium organization. Bases 802 to 2904 code for a protein of 700 amino acids.